AUAUAUAACAGUUCAUCAUCAUAACUAUUCAAACACACUUAGUAUCAGAGAUCCAGACAAUAAUUAUAAUAAUAGGCCUAAUAAUAAUAUUAUAUAUAAUAAUAAUAAUAGUAAUAACAGUAAUAACAAUAGGGUAUUGUAACAAAGGGUAUGCAGAAAGUGGUCAUACCCGUCGUGUAUGUCACCAUGGUCAGCCUGUAACUUGCUGGUCAUGCAAUUCAGUGGGACACAAGUCUAAAUUCUGCGAGAUACAACAAUGAAAAGAGGGCGAGGAAGCUGAUGCCGAAUUGACACUUAACGAUAAUGAGGAAUCCUUCCACUUGGAAAUGCUAUUUACUUUGGACACUUUAAAUACUAAGGACAAACACUCAACAAAUAUCAACGGAAAAAAUGAUGAGCUAUCCAAAACUUCACUAAGUACUUCUAACAUUUUUUCAGAAAACCAUAAGAUUUUUAUGAACAAAGGGUUAAGUAUAAUUGGACUUAAUAUUGUGACACUUCUGGGUAAAAUUGAUGAACUUAAACAUCUUCUUUUAAACAAUACAAUAGAUAUAGUUGCUUUGAAUGAAACCCGCCUAAAUAAUUCAAUCACGGAUAAUAUUCAAAACAUUAAUGGAUAUGAUAUUUACAGAAAAGAUAGAAACAGAGAGGGAGGGGGAGUUGCCUUUUUUGUAAAUAAUAAUGGGGGUUUUACUCACUCUGUUAGAUAUGACCUAAUGCACAAUGAACUAGAAAUGAUUAUACUUGAAAUUAAAAAACCCCAAAAUAAGCCCAUUUUGAUUAUAGCCUGGUACCGCCCUCCAAAUUCAGAACUCAAAUUAUUUGAAUAUGUCGAACAUGUGCUUGAAAAUAUUGAAUGUGGAAACAGAGAAAUUAUAAUGAUUGGCGAUAUGAAUUGUGAUAUACUAUCAGCCAAUCCAACAUGUUACACUCAAAGAAUUAAUGAAAUUGCUAAAAAUUUCCAUUUAAAACAGUUAAUUUCAGAACCGACAAGAAUAACUAAAAAUAGCAGAACUAUCAUUGACCACAUUUAUUCUUCAUUUCCUGAAAAAAUAUCAACUUCUGGUGUUCUGCAUACGGGAAUGAGCGAUCAUUCCAUUAUAUAUGCAAUAAUUGGGAAAGAAGAAAAAAUUAAACAUAACCAUAAAUUUAGAAUUAGUAGAACAUAUAAACACUUUGAUGAAAACCAGUUUAAGUCAGAUAUGGAAAAUGUACCCUGGCAUGAAAUUACUAUUUAUUCUAAUGUUGACGAUGCACUAGAUGAUUUUGAAAAUAAAUUUCUAACAAUAGCAAAUUUACAUGCACCUUCAAAGAAAAAAAGAGUAAGGCAUAAAAAUAGCCCCUGGUUAACUAAAGAAGUAUUACAGCUUAUGCAUGAGCGUGAUAGGACUAAGAAAAGAGCAAGUAAAGAAGAAUCAUCUCAAAUAUGGGAUGAUGGCCCAGGAAUAUGUUUAUAA
Anneissia japonica is the source of this 1457-nucleotide messenger RNA. RefSeq lists its product as uncharacterized. Gene Ontology annotation, molecular function: catalytic activity. The transcript is spliced from 2 exons. Bases 327 to 1457 code for a protein of 376 amino acids. The record is from RefSeq and is a predicted model, not a curated record. Lineage: Eukaryota; Metazoa; Echinodermata; Crinoidea; Comatulida; Comatulidae.